This is a messenger RNA of Equus caballus (horse), 3189 nucleotides long. The record is from RefSeq and is a predicted model, not a curated record. NCBI's taxonomy places the organism in Eukaryota, Metazoa, Chordata, Mammalia, Perissodactyla, Equidae.
GAGCCAUCUCUUCUAGGAGCCAGGCAAAUCCCUGUCCUCGUGUCCCCAGCGGCUACCCCUUCCCCCAACCUCUGUCGCCCUCACAUUCUCAGACACGGCCCCUUGCCACCCGCCAGACGCGAUCACCCGCGGGGCCCGGUCGGCGUGGGGCAAAGUUGGCCGCCGCCUUCGCGCGGGGCCAUUCCUUCCUCCUCCUCCUAGCUUCCAUCCUCCCCCAGAGCCGGUGGCCGCCGCCUCCAGCAAGCGCGUCGCCAGGCUCGGCAAGCCGAGAGGCGCUCCCGGGAGCCCCCUCGCCCGACCAGCCGGCUGGGAGCGCGCCGCGGGAGUCUUCUCGCACCCCUUCCUUUCCCGGGGGUCAGAGGGCCGGGCUCCGCCCCAUUCCCACAGCUCCCGAGCUCCCAGCCGCCGGGGCUGCCCCCGCUGCCCCACGCCAGGCUCUCCAGGACGCGCGGGGCAGCCGGGGGCGCGGGCGGCGAGCGCAGGGCGGCGAGCAGCGUGGGGAGAGGAGCAGCGCGGAGAGGAGCCGAGGGGAGGGGAGGAGAGGGCAGAGGAGGAGAGAGCCGGGGAGCUGAGGAGCAGAGGCGGGCGCUGCACGGCCCCGCGCCCGCACGCUUGCUCGCUCGGGAGACGCGCUGGUGGCCGCCUGGGCGCACUAGCCGGGUCACCUUGUCCCAGAGGAGAUAUGGGUCCCCUGAGGCAAGUGUGACCCUGGAGUCCAGCCCACCAGCCUGACGCCCAGUCGGGCAGGGAAAGCACUAUGGAUGGCUUGAUUGAACAGAAGAGCAUGCUGGUGCACAGUAAAAUCAGCGAUGCCAGCAAAAGGAAUGGCUUAAUUAACACCAGAAACUUCAUGGCCGAGAGCAGAGACGGCCUGGUGUCUGUUUACCCAGCACCCCAGUACCAGAGCUGCCGGGUGGGGGGCAGUGCAGCACCGGCCACCCUGGACGGCAGCAGGAAUGAGCCAGUCCAGCAGCUGCUGGACCCCAACACUCUGCAGCAGUCGGUAGAGUCCCGCUACCGGCCCAACAUCAUCCUCUACUCGGAGGGCGUGCUGCGCUCCUGGGGGGAUGGCGUGGCUGCCGACUGCUGUGAGACCACCUUCAUUGAGGACCGGUCACCUACCAAAGAGAGCCUGGAGUACCCCGAAGGGAAGUUCAUCGACCUCUCUGCCGAUGACAUCAAAAUCCACACCCUCUCCUAUGACGUGGAGGAAGAAGAGGAAUUCCAGGAGCUGGAGAGUGACUAUUCGAGUGACACGGAGAGUGAAGACAACUUCCUUAUGAUGCCCCCACGGGACCACCUGGGCCUCAGCGUCUUCUCCAUGCUCUGCUGCUUCUGGCCUCUGGGCAUCGCGGCCUUCUACUUGUCCCACGAGAUUGACACAGGAGGGCAACAUCCAAGAGGAAAGGAGCCUGGCGUACAAGAGCACUUCUCCCAAAACCUCCUGCUCUCACUGGUGGAAAAAGACAACCUGAGGGGAAUGAAGGUAAAUCCCUAAUUUAAGAUUCUGCAGUGAUCAGGGCAAUAUAUGCAAUUAGACCUUAGAGAUUAGGUCAAGGAAAAUGCGAUGAGAAAGAGCCACUUCUAUGUGGGAAAGAAGCUAGCCCUCUGCUCAGAGCCUUCUUGGAGGUUGUCAGGGUAUAAAUAAGACAUAAAUAGGAUUAAAGUACUAAUUGACAAAUUGUUGUCAAGGAGAAGUCCUGCUUCACCUAUUUAAAUGCUCAGAAUAUAUUUAGAAUGCUUAUUAUGCAUAAACUAAUAUAACCCAAAGGCCUGAGCCCUCCCUUUCAACACGGGCAUGUUGGAGAAAGAAAUGAACAAAACAUAACAAUACCUUAGAGUUUGGACCGUGUGUGGGGAAAAGUCUUGAAAAAUAUGAAUGGUCAAGUAUUUUUAAUGCAAUGUUAUUGCAUUCAAGGACUUCUGUGACCUAGUAGUUAACUACUUUAUAUUUCAAAGGAGUUCUUUCAGUGGCCUACUUUAAUAAAUGAAAGCUAAUAGUCAAAAUUAACAAUUUGUAGAUGUUUAUCAAAUUCUUAAAGACAUCAGUAUCUUAACUAGAUAAGGCAGCUUCCUUGCUAGUAUUUUAACAUCCAUUUAAUUGGUCCACACAGCUUUCUGUCCAUCCUAAUAGCCCGCUCCUCCUGUGUGAUGGUCCUUUAAAGCUCCUGAUACCCUAAAACCCAUCUGAAAUAAGCCUGAGGGGGCAUUACUCCCAGGUGGCAAGAUUUGGGUUCUGAGAGCCAAAGGCAACACACACCACCUGAAAUUCCCUAGUUGGCGAUUCACCCCAGGUUUUCUGAACCCAGGUUCCGCCUUCUCUAGGUUCCUCUCUGCAGCCAAUAUUUUCCUUCCCAAAUCAGGUUCCUACCCUGAUGUGUGAGGCCACUUCUGAAUUAUUUGACAUCUCUGUGGAGACAGUGGUGCUUGUGGGGGGUCUGGGAGCACCAGGAGCCCCUGCUGUGCCGGCUCCAUCCUCCUCAUGGACUGGGGGCUAAGCAGGCUUCACCUGUCCAGAACCACCCCCCCACUUCCUCUCCAGGCAGCGUCUCCUCACAGGCACCUUUGCAGAGAGGACACAGGUCCUCAGUUUGCCCCCACACUGCUGUCCUUGAAAUAGGCACCCAACAAAAGGUCAGUGGGGCCUUUCGUCUUUCACCUCUUCCACUCAACAUGCUGUUCCCCAGAGACCCCAAGGUCCUUCUUUCAGCUCAGAGCACAUGGGAUUGUCUCUUCCCUCCGGCUCUUCUCUUCGCUUCCUGUCUCUUCCCUCCGGCUCUUCUCUUCCCUUCCUCUCUCUUCCCUGGAGCCCUAAGAGGUCGAGGGAGGUCAUUUGGAACAUCCAUGAACUAGGAUGGGAAAUGAGUUGCAUCAUGAUUUUCACCAACCUCUAACCAAAAUUUGGCAUUUCCUCCAGUUAUGAAGGUAGGCAACAAACCACAUUGUUGUGACUUCAUCACCAGCAGAAACCACAGAUGUCUUCACUGCAGGUGACAGUUGUUGAAGAUAUUUCAGAAUAUUGCUUAUGUUCAUCACUACUUUGAAAACACAAACCCAAGUGCAGACAUACCUCAUUUUGUUGCACUUCGCCUUAUUGCUCUUUGCAGAUAUUUUGUGUUUUGUUUGUUUGUUCUUUUGCAGGGAAAGAUUCACCCUGAGCUAACAUCUGUUGCCAAUCUUCUUUUUUUU